Messenger RNA from Ectocarpus sp. CCAP 1310/34, 1845 nucleotides. NCBI's taxonomy places the organism in Eukaryota, Phaeophyceae, Ectocarpales, Ectocarpaceae. The record is from the annotation of a GenBank genome assembly.
AUGUCGUCCAGCGUCUCGACGGGGGGGAGGCGAAAAGGCCAGCUGACUGAAGAAGCCAGAACAUGCCACGAAUGUAGGACGAAAGAUCCCAGGCAAGGCAUUAAAAAUGCUUGCGGAGAUUCGGCAUGCUGCUAUUGGCUGUGCCAAAAAUGCUUGGAACGAUGGACGGAACAGUCUGGACGUGAUGGAUUUCAGUGCUGCCUACAUUAUGGAAGCCUGUGGUGCCCGUGCAAAAACCGGACAAGGGUCAGGACAGGACCCGUCGCGGUGUUGGAUCGAUCGACGCAAGCGAAGACCCGCCAUGUGCGCACGAGCGUUUUCGAGUUUCCGGCGCCGUCACCUCCAGUCGUCACCGCCGCAACGACAACUCUCAGUGCCACACCAACCUCGGGGACGGGUACGACAUACUCGGUGUGCACCUCGGUCAGCCUUAACCGGGUGGCGGUGAUCAAGGCUGGUAACAAGUACAUGUGCUCAAGGAAUGACUGCAGCGCCACUGGUGUCACGGACCCGCCACUACCAGCUCGUUGCCCACAUGCGGAGGUCGUGUUGGAAGCGGAGGGAUCAUCUACACCGAUGCCGAAAGCAGAUCCCGUGUUUUCGGCAGAGGAAUUUAGACAAGCAUUGACCACAGUGCCACCAGGAACUUUCAACGAGAGCACUACUCGAGCCAUGCACACACGCGCUGAUCAGGCGGCGCAAGAAGGCGUCCCGGUGCUUGUCGGCCUCGGGAGCACGAGGUACUUUGGGAUUAAGGACGGCCAUGAAAACGACCGCACUGUGAUUGGAGGGUUGUACACAAUUAAGGCACCCGGGUUAUCCGAGCCAUCUCUGCCGCGUCUCUCUACAAAACCAGUGACCUCAUUACACACACCCAACACCUUUACACUAUUCAGGAAAAAACGGAAAAUAAUUGACAACGCAAGAAAUGUUUGUCGGUGCGCCACGGUUCGAUGCCGUCCGCAUGCUCCGGUGUCACUGCUCCGGUGCCGCUGCUCCGGUGCCGCUGUGGCAGGUCCUAGCACGACCAAACUCGACCCGCUCCGCUUCGUACACGCUCUCGUUGCUGUCCUUCCCAGUCGGUUCCUCGCAUUCUCCCUCGUUGCACUUAGGCGAGGGGAAGAAGGUGUAGAGUGGGCGCACGUGAAGUACGAUGACAAGGGCGGGAGCAAGAUGUUUCAGUGCAAGGGGUGGGCGAAAGGUAAGUCGAGGAGAAAGACGGGCCGCUGUUUUCACGCCGCCAUUGUUGCUAUAUACAUUUACCACCGAGACAAGAUUGGCCUCGGAGGGGGGGUGGACCUGGAGCUCGAUGGCGAUAUGGACGGAAUGGAGUUCGGGCCAGAGGGGUGUGUGGGGGGGGAUGAACACAGCACUGGUAACAACGUGGAGUUCGCGUCGUCCACCGAGCGCACCGAUCCUAUCCGUUUCAAACAGCAGAUGGCCCAGCUCACAAUGAUUUGUUCUGUGUACAACCUUCCCGUCGACGAGCCUGAGUUCAAGGAAGGAACGUACGGGCGCGACACCAUUCACAUCAACGGAUGGAUGCAUUUGCACAGGCUGCGGGAAUCCGCAGCGGGGAGAGCAGAACUGCGAGUGGUGAAGAUCGAGCGAAAGGAAUGCAGGGGGUGCAACCUACGAGGCUGGGCAGGCGACGACAUCUACGAGGAUGGGGUGUUUAACUACAACAACGUUGUAAUUGAAUUGCGCCUUCUCUACGACAUCCGCAGGGCUUUCAGCAGCGAUACUCCGAUAUCGACCUGGAUCAAAACCUUCCUGGCACCCCUAGCAGAUAGCCUGGCCUGGCUGGACGCCUCGGAUGCCAACCGCAUCUUGGCUUCACGGUGA